This is a messenger RNA of Fonsecaea nubica, 960 nucleotides long. RefSeq lists its product as hypothetical. The transcript has a single exon. The record is from RefSeq and is a predicted model, not a curated record. Bases 1 to 960 code for a protein of 319 amino acids. NCBI's taxonomy places the organism in Eukaryota, Fungi, Ascomycota, Eurotiomycetes, Chaetothyriales, Herpotrichiellaceae.
AUGGGCUCUUCCGAUCAAGAGGUGUACGUGACAGUAUCCGCCCUCGAGGGCGGACAGCUCACUCUACCAGAACGUCUGUUCGUUACCGAUGCGGACCCAGAAAAGAAAGCCACAGUUCCUUCUCUGUCGUUUUUGAUCCAGCAUCCCUCGCCUGAUGGGAAAGUCACCAAGUUCGUCUUCGAUCUGGGUCUCAAGCGUGAUCUGACAAAAUAUCCGCCUGCGCAACAAGCUCAUAUUUCCAACCGUCAACCAACCAUCCUCCAUCCAGAUUGCGCGGAUAGUCUACGAGCUGGGGGACUUGAUCCCGCAAGAGAUAUUGACAUAGUCAUGUUGUCUCACGUACACUGGGACCAUGAAGGCACUCCGGAUGAUUUCCCCAACUCUCAGUUCGUUGUCGGGUCCGGGACACUUCACCUGCUGCAGAACGGAGCGCCGCCUCACUACCCCAAAGACAUCUUCAAUCCAGAUCUCCUACCCAAAGAUCGCACGGCCGAACUGCCACCGACAACGAAGGAAAGCACCACAGCUGCCAAGUCGCAGACCACACAUACGUGGAAACCCUUUGCGGGAUUCCCCAAUACGGUUGAUUUCUUUGGCGACGGCAGCUUGUACAUUGUCGAUUCCCCGGGACACUUGUUCGGCCACGUCAACGUCCUCGCACGUCUCAGUCAGACCAAGUGGGUGUACUUGGGCGGGGACUGUUGCCAUGACCCGAGAAUCCUUACGGGCGAAAGGGAUAUUGCGUUAUACGAUGACGGACAUGGCGGGUUGAGGUCUGUGCAUGUGGACACGGAGCAGGCGAAAGACACUCUGGCAAAGAUUGGACCGUUGCUGAAGAAGCCUUGUCCUGUAUUUGCUGCGGGAGAGGGCGGGGAGCAAGUGGAAGUGGAAGUGAUUGUUGCCCACGACAAGGGAUGGAGGGAGUCGAAUAAGAGCAGGUUCUUCCCGGGGACGCUGUAA